GGCCGGGCUCUGUGGCCGGGUCUUGUCCUCCUCUUGUCCUGCUGUUGUCCUGGCCGCGCUGACCAGUCCUGGCAACACUGACUGGCGGCACCCCUGAACUCUGUGGCCGAGUGUUUAGACUGCUGGGUGACAUCCAACCGGACGCCCGCGAAAGAAGCGGAAUCGCGUAGGGGCCCGCCUCAUAUUGUUGAUAGAUAUCGUGAGACGCAUUGGACAUUGUCAAUUUUUCAUGAGUAUGGUCAACAGAAGCAAUUUGCUCUUGGGGGGGGGAAGGUAGGGCGUACCAAGACGUCGCUUUUGACUAACAUUGGUCCAAAGAAUCGUUUUGAAACUGUUUGGGGUCUAUGCUGGUAUAUAUACUGUAAUUGUUCUCAUCUAAGAAAUGGAUGGCCUAUAUAAUUCUAACGGCCUACACACGGCCGUUCAAUCAGCUCGUAGAAGAGUCGAUCACGAACCGGCCUGUCCCAGAACUUGACAUCGAUGAACGAAAUGUAUCGUUCACGUGUCGAUGUACUCAGUGGUUUCAGAGGUCCCGCAGCCCCAGAUGUUUUAGACAGGUGGGGGGCCAUAUAAACCACCGACAUUGGGCAGUGUCCCAUCUACUCUAACCCACUGCAUCGUCAUUUUGUCUUGCAGCUCCCUACAAGAUGUAUCAUUGGCGCAUGAGCAUAGAAGGAUUUGCAGACGAGCACGUGUAUCGUUCAACCUUUAUGUCCAUCCCAUGACAUUCGGCUAAGAACCUUUGCAGUUCAGAAUGCACUAACCAUAUCCAUACAAUUCCCCAUUCCUCGGGCAGUACUACCUCAGGGAUCAGGAUCAUGCAGCAGUUGGUAACAAUAUUCCACUCCCAUCCCGCGCUCUGUGAGUCGAGUGAAGUCGGACACGCAGCUGGCAGCACUUUGUUCGUUGCAAUCUGAUCAAUCUGCACGGCACGACUAUUCCACAGGCUUUCAGGAGUUCCACUGGCAUUGGGCGGGUAUGUUUGCGCGAUUCCUCGACUGCACAGUUGCUUGGGCCUGUCGCCGGAUGUUGCGGGGCGUCCCUCCGAGUUGGCGUGCUUGGGCCACCAAGUUGAGAUGUCCCUUUGUCAUACAUACGUUCGAAAACCUUUGUGCCGUCUCCUUUGUGCAGAAUGCCCUAAGUCGAAUCAGACAACUCGCUGCAAAUCGAUGAUCGAUCCAGCUACGUGCUAACGUUUUCCAGCUACACGCUACGUUUUUGGAACUGAUGGUUACGGUUCACAGGCCUGCGCUAUUCCCAGUACGCAAGUUUUCCCAAGUCAGCGGGAAGAUGUAUCGUUGUAGAAUUCUGAAAUAGAACAACAAUUCUGUGCUUAUGGCGCUCAACCGUGACCAUCGCAAAUGCCUCCAAGAUUGACAGUGAUGGAUUGGAUGCAGUUUUCUACGUAUUCUGUGGCCCGGGGAAGACAGAAAUGGAAAUGAAAGACUUUGUGAAGUUCUGCCGCAACACAAAGAUCACCGACGCGACCUUGCCGCCAGCUGUGGCAGAACUCAUUUUUAACGACCACCGAGUGAAAGAGCAUGGGAAACGCACCCUUGACUUCUUUGAGUUUGGGGCCGCGCUGGAGCAGCUGGCUGAGCGGAAGCACGUGAAGGUGAGCGACCUUCAUACCGUGGCCCUCCUCACGGGCGGGCCGCAGGCCAAGUUGACGCCCUCCAAGGGGGGCGAACCACGGCUGAAAGGGCGCCGAAUGCGUUCGCGCCGCGUCUCGCGGAUCCAACGCGACACCAAGAAGCUGCAACCCAUCCUGCAGGACAAGGAGGGCUGGCGGCGUGAUGUGGACAAUGCCCAGCUGUGGAAAACCUUCGGCCUCAGCACCUCAGCGGGCCGUGCUCUACGCCAGAUCUAUGGCGCAAAUGUGGUGCCCCCGCCCCCAGAACCGCCUCGCAUGCCCUCGGUGUGCUCAUUGAAGCUUCAGAAGAUUCAAGGAGCCUUGGAUUGCGGGACACGUCUUCAACCCCCAGGAAUGAGCCAAAGCAUCUCGUUACCUUCCUUGCGGGUGAGUGAAAGCCCCAAAGCAUCUGAGAGCCUUCCACUCCUUAGUGCUGGCACCCGCUUGGUGCGCUGAACCGCCCGACACCGCGACGCCGCACGGACGUGCCUGGCGCCGAAAGCACAAGAGGUGCUUUUGGCGCGGCAAGCGGCCGUCGUGCAAUCCAGCUUGGCUGAUGGAAC
This is a messenger RNA of Durusdinium trenchii, 2196 nucleotides long. The record is from the annotation of a GenBank genome assembly. Lineage: Eukaryota; Dinophyceae; Suessiales; Symbiodiniaceae.